AUGGAGGACGCCGUACGCCCAAACAUCACAGCGCGCAGGGGUAUAUUCGAGCGAGGCUUUCGUACUUGGUCAAGUCUCGCUGAUAAUGUUGUGAAAGCGACUGCUCUGCCUGAAAGCUGCUUCGAAUUUGAAAAGACAAUUGCACAUAUACCAUGCUUCCCCUUGGGCUUGGAUAUAAAAGAACGAUAUGGAGGGUUAUAUGCAACGGGGACUUCCGUUUGGGCAACACAAGGCUCCCAAGGGCUCUCCUAUAUUGAGAAGAAUAUCGAUAUUCUAGUUUCGACAGCUUGGCCUACUAAGCUUACGCUGGCUGACCGUGACUUGGAUUAUCGGACUUGGUUUAAUCAUGAGGAGAAUCAUAUUUCUAUACUUGUACUCGCAUGGGCUUAUAUUCUUUCGGCUCGCUGGGCAGAGCUGAUGCCUGGAUCCGUUGUUGAGUACAGUAGCGAUCAGGUAGCCAGGGACGAGAGCGAUCAGGAUGCCAUUUUAGUGGAUGUUGGCAAUAUCGAUAACGGUGCCACCAGAUGGUGGGCUGCUGUUCUAGCCCCAGAGGGCUGGCGGGCUUAUAUUAGCUCGGAUAAGGCGAAGUAUAAGUCUCCAUGGUCAAUAGCACUGAAGACAUCCUUAAAAUAUAGGCUCUCAUGUCAUGAAGAUCCCAUGCAGCAAGCCAGCGCUAUAUCGCCCACGGCUGCUCUUUGUUACCUUUCAGAGUACUGUGACCUUCACGGAAUUACUGACCAGAGUUAUACAGCACUGUCUGUUACCCUAAUGCUUCCUCUGUUAAGUUCCAGGGGACGUCAGGUUCGCCUACCGUUACCAAAGCUCAGGUAUGGACGCAAUGCUGGGCUUCAACAAAGUACACAAGCUGACAAUAAGUGGAUAUAUACGACUACGAAUCUCGAUAAAAUUCUAGUUUUAAGCUGCAAUACUGGAGGAUUAAAGUCCUUGCUAUCGAGUGUCUUCUAUGAUCCCGGUGUAACCUGCAAUCUAGCAAGCUCAUGGCUACAUGCUAUCUUUGCCGUCCUCGACUCUGUUAAUGCUACUCAUCUCAUAUAUAUUAUGGCGAAAAGAUCUUCGCCUCUCGCUUUCCUAUGGCUAGGUGGGAUUAUAACGGGACUGUAUGACGAUAUAUUACGAGAUGGACGAUCUGGCCUAAUUCCAGUUGAUCUCCAUGCAGCCAUGUGGACUGGAACGAUCCAGUCUUUUUUACAGGAGCCUUUAUCUAAGCCUUCAACUAUGAUGGGAUAUAUAUCACGGGCAAAUGAGUGCCGGUUGUUAUAUAUUCUGCAAGAAAAAUACCAUGAUCGAUGGCCAACAUGCCAGUGGGCACCCUUUGGACAAACAGCCCUUGAAGACGCUAAUGAGCGUGUCCGCUCUUAUGCUGAUGAAUUUGAAGGUGGCUUUAGAUACGUGGAAUGGAGGUGGGCUUGCAAAGAAGGCAGUGCCAUUCACUACGUACCUAAUGGAGGGCUUACUCCGGUUUUCCAAACUCUACCACAUGCGGUACUUGAUAUCCAUAUCGGUUAUGAGGCGCUUAAGGAUGAAGAGAUCGUGUCAGGGGACGCAACGCGAAAUAUCUUUGGCUGGUUACGGCCUAAAGGGUUUUCUGCGAACGAAAAAGACAUAUAUCGCCAUGAAUGGCUGGCCGGUGAAGUUUCGGACGAGGACGCGCAUCAUGAGGGGAUCCAGAGAGCAGAAAGGCUUAGAUGCAGUGAACUGGAACAGCCAAAGUGA
This is a messenger RNA of Microsporum canis CBS 113480, 1734 nucleotides long. RefSeq lists its product as hypothetical. Bases 1 to 1734 code for a protein of 577 amino acids. Lineage: Eukaryota; Fungi; Ascomycota; Eurotiomycetes; Onygenales; Arthrodermataceae. The transcript has a single exon. The record is from RefSeq and is a predicted model, not a curated record.